GUACAGUCAAUGACCAAAGUGACUAUAGAGACUUAUAUUUGAAAUACGGACGGGAGUCAGGGCCAUUGACCAUUGAGGUCAAACAAAAACCUUGCUACGAUAUUAAUGACGACAUAAUUCGGAGUGUUGACCUGAUUAAUUGGUUAUAUAGAGAAUUUUACGGACAUCUGGUCUUUUCAGUAUAAGUUUUAGAAUGGGUUGUUGCGAUGGAUUUGCUCGUUGUGUCCUUGUGACAUUCAACAUACUUUUUGUUCUCACAGGCAUAUUUGUACUUGGUGUAGGAAUAUUUCUUAAAGUAAAUCCUAAUUUACUAAAUAUACAACAUGUAAUAGAACUGAACUCUGGAGACAAGUAUAUAUCUACUGCUGCCUACAUAUUAAUAGGGUUCGGUGUCUUUGUUUUGCUUGUCGGUCUGUUUGGUUUUAUUGGUGGAUGCAAACAGAUCAAAUUCUUUUUGGCACUGUAUAUGGGAUGCGUGGUUCUUGUGUUCCUUGGUGAAUUUUCUGCAGGAAUAAUUGCUGCCGUUUACAAAGGCAAAGUAGACGAUACGCUACAGAAUAUAUUAAAAGAAUCUCUGUUGGAGUAUGAUUCGAAAAAUCAAACGAGUGAAAUAAUAAAUAAAGGAUGGGACGGUAUACAGGGCUGGUUACAAUGUUGUGGAGUACACAACUUUACAGACUAUGCUGUCAUGAAAAUACCGCUUGCAGAUAACAAACUAGUUCCGGAUUCAUGCUGCGGAUCAAAUAAACAGGAAUGCCAAAAUGAAGCCAAGACAAAACCAAAAAAAUAUAAAAACUUGUAUUACGAGGGUUGUUAUGGAGAAAUGGAAAACCAGAUAAAGUCACACAUAACCCUUCUGAUAGGUUCUGGAGUAGGCGUAGCCAUGUUUCAGUUGCUUGGUAUAUUUUUGGCCUGUGCAGCAUGGAAGCGAAGUGGAGAUGAUGAUAUUAUUUAAUUUUAUCUACUUUUCUAUACAUUUUGGUUUUGGUGAGCUAUUUAGGGUACUGUAAUUGAUAUAUGCUGAAACAUGAAUGUAUACUUAGACUGUUAAACGUUAUUAUGAUAUUGAAUAAUCAUUUAAAUUUAUUACCAUUAUUUUGAAUUUCAGUUACUUGGUAUAUUUUUGGCAUGUGCCGCAUGGAAACGAAGUGACGACGAUUACACCAAAGCUUAAAUUUCAUGUUUUUUUUUAUGACAAAUUGGAUUUUCUUUAAAUUGUUGUUAAGUAAAUAUCAUAUAUAGUCUUUUAUAAAGAUAUGCAUGUACAUUGUUGGUUUGUAUGGUUUGAUAGUUGAAAAAAAAUUAUAUUGUUAUAUUUUUUCGUUGUAAGACAUUGAUUGUGAUCUGUUGACUUUUGUAAUUAAAAAUUACUAAUAUAUA
Messenger RNA from Mytilus californianus (California mussel), 1380 nucleotides. Its product is annotated as tetraspanin-7-like. The record is from RefSeq and is a predicted model, not a curated record. Gene Ontology annotation, cellular component: membrane. The transcript is spliced from 10 exons. The coding region runs from base 194 to 955 and encodes 253 amino acids. NCBI's taxonomy places the organism in Eukaryota, Metazoa, Mollusca, Bivalvia, Mytilida, Mytilidae.